Rotaria sp. Silwood1 is the source of this 4800-nucleotide messenger RNA. The record is from the annotation of a GenBank genome assembly. NCBI's taxonomy places the organism in Eukaryota, Metazoa, Rotifera, Eurotatoria, Philodinida, Philodinidae.
AUGACGAAAAUAUUAUUCGUCAUUUAUUUAAUUGUUUUAUCAAUCGAUUCAACAAUUGGUUAUGCACAAGAAUGUAUUGUUGGACCUGAAUAUUGGUGUAAAUCAUUUGAAAAUGCACAAGAUUGUGGUUCAAUACAACAUUGUACUGAUACAGUUUGGAGUCAUGAUAAUAAAUAUGAAUUAGUUGCUUCAUCAACAACAUGUCAAUUUUGUCAAAAAAUUUUUAAAAAUACUCAUAAAGGAUUUGAAGAAUUAGCUGAUAGUGAAGAUGCUAUGAUAUUCACAUUAACUAGUGAAUGUAAAUCAUUAUUACCAAAUGAUCUUUCAACAAAAUGUGUGAAUAUCAUUCAAAAUUAUGGAAAAUCAGUUAUAACAUUGAUGAAAAAUCAACGUUAUGCAACAUUAUGUCAUUUGAUGGGUAUUUGUACUAGUGAAAUAAUUACUGAAAAACCACCAUCAAUAAUUCUUGGACAUGAUCAAUGUACAUGGGGUCCAUCAUAUUGGUGUUCAUCAUUGAGUAAUACACAUCAAUGUAAUUCGAUUGAUUUUUGUUCAGAACGAAUUUGGUCACAACAAACAAUUAUAAAAAAAGAAAAUGAUAAUGUUUGUCAAUAUUGUGAAUAUAUUAUAAAAAAAUUACGUAAUAAUAUAAAAGAUAGUAAAAUAGAAGUUAAUGUUGAAAAAUGGUUAUCUGAGACUUGUUUAAUGUUACAAACACAAGAAAUGAUCGAUAAAUGUGUACAAACAAUGAAUCAAUAUGUAAAAGAAAUUUUGAUUUUAAUCAAUAAUAAUAUUGAUCCUGGUAUAAUUUGUCAUUUGGGAGAAAUGUGUAAAGAUGCAACAAUUAUACAACGAGUACCUAUUGAUGAAGAAAAAAUAAAAUCAGUCGAUAUUGAUGAACAAUCAAAAAUAUUAUGUAAUGUUAUUGUUCGUGCUACAUAUGAUCUUCAUAUUACUCAUCAAAAAAGUCAAAAUGAUAUUCAAACAUAUUUAAAAAAUGAUUGUCAACAAUUAUCAACUUUUGAACUUAAACAAAAGUGUGAAGAUUUAGUUGAUCGAUAUGGUAAUAAUAUUUAUUUAUAUGUAGUUAAGAAUAUGGAAUUAUCAAAAGUCUGUGAUAAUAUUGAUUUUGUUACUGAACAUACUACAACUCCAGCUCCUUCCCAUGUUCAAUGUGAACAAUGUAUAUUCAUUUUAUCAGCCACUAAACACAUGUUCGAAGCGAAACAUGAUGAUGACAAAAUUCUUUCACAUAUUGAUGAACAAUUAUGUUCGAAUUGGGAUGGUGAAAUGAAGACAAAUUGUAAACAUGUUAUAGAAACACAUGGACAAGAUUUAAUUAAUAAUAUUCAACAUGGAACACAACCAAUACUUCUUUGUACUUAUUUUCAAGUUUGUCUCAAUGAAAUAACUGAUAAAGAAAGUCCAGUACAAAAAGAUGAAAUGCGUGUAUUUUUCGAAAAGAAUAUUUGUGAUCAUCUUGGACCAUUUGAAGAUUCAUGUCAUGCAUUAAUGGAAAAAGAUACUAUGCGUCUUUUGAAAACACUUGUUAAUAAUUUGGAUGGUGAUGUACUUUGUCAAAUGUUUGGAAUAUGUUCAACAAAAACAUCAAUUAUUGAUAAUUUAUCAAUUGGUGAUGAUAAAAAUAAAUGUAAACGAUGUAUUAUUGAUUUUACACGACGAAAACAUAUAGCUGAAAAACUUUUAAAUUAUUCAUCAGAAUUUCUUCAUCAUCUUUGUGGACAAUUACCUCAAGAAGAUGAAUGUAUUAAAACAGUUGAUGAAUCAAUUAAUAAACUUGUUCAAUUUAUUCAAUCAUUAAAUCCACAUGAUAUAUGUGUCGAAUUAAAAAUGUGUAAUGAAACAUUAUUAGAAGAAAUAGAACCAAUUCAAAUAACUGCAUCGGAUAAUAUCCUAAGUCAAGAAAUUAUAGUUUAUAUUAAAAAUGAAAUUUGUAUUAGACUUGGACCAUUAUCGAAAUUGUGUACUAAUGUAAUCGAAUCUGAAGGUGCAAAUCUUUUUGCUAUUAUUGCUAGAUAUGUAGAUCCACAUAGAGUUUGUAAUGUAAUUGAUGCAUGUCCAACUACUACUGCAUUUGAAAAUUGUAAUGAUAAAUGUGAAUGUUGUGUGAGUAAAAUUGAAAAUUAUCAAGUACAAUUAGCUUCAUUUUUACAAACUAUGUUGACAACUACAAAUGUUAUAUGUGAAUAUAUACCAGAUUCAGAAGAUUGUCGUGAAGUUGCUGCUGAAUUUAAAUCGACUAUUGAUGAAACAAUUAAUGGUUUUAAUGCUGAGCGAAUUUGUCAAUUCUUAAGUCAUUGUUCAGCAACUCCUGAAGAAUGUACUAUGAAUUGUGAUAGAUGUAAAUGUUGUCAAAAUCAUAUAAAUUUUCGUCAAAAUAAUUUCCGUAAAAUAAUUAAUGAAAUAAGAACAACUAUAGAUUCUUCAUGUAAUAAUAAUGAAUGUCAUUUAUUAAUUAAAUCUAAUUAUCAAGAAACAUUAAAUCAAAUAAAUCAAAUAAAUUCUUUAAGAUUUUGUCAACAUGUUAAUCUUUGUUCAUCUACAACUUCAUUACGAUCAAAUCCAUUGCCUUAUAAAUUAAUGCCUACAUCUACUUUUAAUUUUGGUUUAACUAUUGAAAAAUUUUCUGAUAAUCUUUGUUCGGAUUUUGGAAAUUUCAAAUCUAUAUGUAAACAUAUAAUGACAUCAACAGAAAAUACUCGUUAUGUUAAUAUUUAUAUGGCUUUAUUAAAAAAUAAUCCAAAAUUACUUGAUAAUGAAUUACAAAAACAAAAUAUAGAUACAUGUGAUCAAUGUAAAAUUACUAUUCAAUCAUCAAAAGAUUUUCUAAUAAAUGAAUUAGAAAUAGUUCGUAAUAUUUUACUUAAAAUAUGUGAAAUGUCUUCAUCAAAAGAUCAAUGUCAAAAUUUUAUUAAUCAACGAUUUGAUAAUGUUAAAUCUUAUUUAGAUAAUAUUAAUCCUGAACAAUAUUGUCAAUCAAUGCAUCUUUGUUCAAUAUCUUUAAAUAAUAAAUGUUCAACAUGUAUUGAACAUUUACAAUUAAGAAAAGAUGGAAUUUUACAAGCUAUUGAUCGUCUUACUGGAUAUUUUAAUGAUCUUUGUCAAUUAAAUGCUGAAAAACAAUGUCAAAUAUAUAUUCAACAAGUACAUGAUUUAAUUCAAAUAUCAUUUGAAGAAUUUAAUCCAAAAGAAACUUGUAAUUUAAUUGGUUUUUGUACAAUAGAUAAUAUUAAAAAUGAUAUCGAUUUUAAUACAUUUGAAAAAUAUUUAGAAGAUGAAAUUGAUAAAAAUAUUUGUUCAAAAUUUGGUCCAUUUGAAACAUUAUGUACAAGUGUUAUGCAUGGAGAUACAGAAAAAAUUCAAAAAUUAAAGAUAAAUUAUGAUAUUAAAGAUUUAAUGAAAAUUGAUGAAGAACUAACAGAAGAUUUAUCUGAUUCAAAAGAUCUUGAUGAACCCGAACAAGAUAAAUGCAAACGUUGUAUCUUUCGAAUAAUUCGACGAAAACGACAUACUAAAUUUAUCGGUGACAAAAUCUUUAUCGCUUUAAUUCGUUCAUGUAAAAAUUGUCCAGCUCAAUAUCAAUGUCGUCGAUAUUGGCGAAUGGCUAAAAGACGAUUUGAUUCACGUAUUGAUCAUAUUUGUCCAAAACGAGUUUGUAUUCAUCUUGGUUUUUGUAAUAAAACAGUAUUAUGUAAUCAAAUGCAAGGUUUUCAAGAAAUAUGUAAAGAAUCAAUUCAUUCAAGUGAAACAGAAAUUAAAGAAAUAAAACCAAUUGAUGAUUCAAAUUCUACAUGUAUUCUAUGUGAAUAUAUAAUGAAUAUUCUUUCAAAUUAUAUUAAUCGUCAAUCAACUGAAAAAGAUAUUGAAGAAAAUUUACAAAAAAUUUGUAAUUUAAUGCCAUCCAUAUUACAAAAUCAAUGUCAUGAUUAUAUUUAUAAUUAUAGUCCAUUAAUAAUUACAACACUUCUUCAAGAAUUUGAUCUUUCAACAAUUUGUCAUAAACUUAAUUUAUGUACAAAUCAAAUGAAAUUUGAUAUAACACAUAUAAUAAAAGCAAAUCCAUCAACAUGUGGUAUUUGUGAUUAUAUAUCAACAUAUAUACAUUUUGCUCUUAAACGUGAUUCAUCUGAAAAAUCUCUUCAACAUGCAUUGUCAACUGUUUGUUCACAUUUAUUAACUGAUAUAGAAUAUUCAAAAUGUCAAACCAUAGUUAAUUUAUUUUCACCACAGUUUCAACAAUUAGAAUUAAGUCCAGGAAAUAAUUUUUGUAAACAAUUAACCAUAUGUCAAACACCAAUGAUCGAAUUACAACCAGCAAUAUCAAUCAAAAAGGAAGAUAAAACUGAUUCAAUUGAAGAGCCUUGGAUUGUUGACAAUUUAAGUUCAACUCCAAAAUGUACAAUAUGUCAGUAUGUUAUUUCAUAUUUGGAUGCAGCUUUAAAAAAUAAUAAAUCAGAAGAAGCUAUUGAAGAAGCAUUAGAAAAAGUAUGCACUAUUUUGCCAAGUAAAGAACGUACAGAAUGUGAUGAACUUAUUAAAACUUAUGGACCUGUUAUUGCCGAAUUAAUUGCUCAAUCAGCCGAUCCAGAUACAAUUUGUCGUUAUCUUGGAAUGUGUCAAGAUUCUAUAACUAAGAAAUCGACAACAAGUUCAACACCAACAAGAUAUGGUAAAUGUAUAUUUGGCAUGAAAUAUUGGUGUACAUCUCAUGAAAAUGCUAAAUUAUGCAAUGCUGUUGAAUUAUGUGAACGUGAAGUUUGGUCGAAAAAGAACAUUUAA